Messenger RNA from Doryrhamphus excisus (bluestripe pipefish), 2819 nucleotides. Its product is annotated as NADH dehydrogenase [ubiquinone] flavoprotein 1, mitochondrial-like. Gene Ontology annotation, cellular component: respiratory chain complex I. Gene Ontology annotation, biological process: mitochondrial electron transport, NADH to ubiquinone. NCBI's taxonomy places the organism in Eukaryota, Metazoa, Chordata, Actinopteri, Syngnathiformes, Syngnathidae. Gene Ontology annotation, molecular function: FMN binding; NADH dehydrogenase (ubiquinone) activity; 4 iron, 4 sulfur cluster binding. The record is from RefSeq and is a predicted model, not a curated record.
AAAAAAAUGAGUUUAGCUGAAAAAUGUGGCGAUCGUGUGAAUGUGCUACCUCCGUCCACGAAAGGGCGGCUAAACGAGGACGUGACGUGGCUCUUUAAUCCUCUUAUGUUAACGAGACAGCAGCGGAGAGAACAUAAAGCUUUCUCUCCACCUUCCAUGAAUUCAUCAACUGUUGCUCUGUCGGACAAACAAAGAGAGAAGUGACUUCCAUCUAAAAGUUCCAGAAGCAGGAUGCUGAAGUCCCGGAUGUUGUGGAUGGCCGUGAGGUGUCACGUGACUCCUGGUGUGGCUUACUCUACCGCUGCUGCUCAGCCACAGGAGAAGGCGAAGAAGACCAGGUUCGGUCCUCUGAGUGACGAGGAUCGAAUAUUUACCAACCUGUACGGCCGUCACGACUGGAGGCUGAAAGGAGCGCUAAGUCGAGGCGACUGGUACAAGACCAAAGAGAUCCUCCUGAAGGGGGCGGACUGGAUCCUGAACGAGGUGAAGACCUCCGGGCUGAGGGGCAGAGGAGGAGCAGGAUUCCCCAGCGGCAUGAAGUGGAGCUUCAUGAACAAACCCAGCGAUGGCAGACCGAAGUACCUGGUGGUGAACGCGGACGAGGGGGAGCCGGGAACCUGUAAGGACCGUGAGAUCAUGCGUCACGACCCCCACAAGCUGCUGGAGGGCUGCCUGGUCGCCGCCAGAGCCAUGGGGGCCCGUGCCGCUUACGUCUACAUCAGGGGAGAGUUCUACAACGAGUCCUCCAACCUGCAGGUGGCCAUUAACGAGGCGUACCAAGCGGGGCUGAUCGGCAAGAACGCCUGCGGCUCGGGUUACGACUUUGACGUGUUUGUGAUGCGGGGGGCGGGCGCCUACAUCUGCGGAGAAGAGACGGCGCUCAUCGAGUCUCUGGAGGGCAAACAAGGCAAACCCAGACUCAAGCCUCCGUUUCCCGCAGACAUCGGGGUCUUUGGGUGCCCCACCACGGUUUCCAAUGUGGAGACGGUCGCCGUGGCGCCCGCAAUCUGCCGCAGGGGCGGAGCCUGGUUCGCCGGCUUCGGGCGGGAAAGGAACUCCGGAACCAAGCUGUUCAACAUCUCGGGUCACGUGAACACGCCGUGCACCGUGGAGGAGGAGAUGUCCAUCCCCUUGAGGGAGCUGAUCGAGAGGCACGCAGGAGGAGUGAGGGGCGGCUGGGACAAUCUAUUAGGGGUGAUCCCGGGGGGGUCUUCCACUCCCGUCAUCCCCCGGCAGGUGUGCGAUGACGUGUUGAUGGACUUUGACGAUCUGGUGCGUGCAGAAAGCGCACUGGGCACGGCCGCCGUCAUCGUCAUGGAUAAAUCGACGGACGUGGUUCGAGCCGUGGCGCGUCUGAUCCAGUUCUACAAGCACGAGAGCUGUGGCCAGUGCACACCUUGCAGAGAAGGAGUGGACUGGAUGGACAAGAUGAUGUGGAGGUUUGUGAGAGGAGAGGCUGCCGUUUCGGAGAUUGACAUGAUCUGGGAGCUGAGCAAGCAGAUCGAGGGCCACACCAUCUGCGCUCUGGGCGACGGCGCCGCUUGGCCUGUGCAGGGACUCGUGCGUCAUUUCCGUCCCGUCAUGGAGGCUCGCAUCGCCGAGUACAACAAGAAGAACUCUCCACGGGAGCCUGGCGUUGAGAUGAUCUGAAUAAAGUCAAUCCCUCGUUUAUCACUUUCAGGCACAUUUUCACCAAGUAGGAAUACUUAUCGGUUUAGCACCUUCUACACGCAGGUUUUAACAUUAUUAGAGCCCUCUAGACGUGAUAUAGCAUCCCUAUAGUCACCCAGGCCUUUGUCUUUCAAUGUGUGAAUACUUGAAUGUACAAUUUUCAAGUAAAGUACACGAGUACAGUACGUGGAAUGGAAGACAGCGCCUUAUAUUCUCAGACCUCCCGUGACCAUGUGAAAGUAUGCCCCCCCCCCAAAAAAAAAUGCUGAAUCCCAAAUGUACCACGCAAUAUUAAUGUAGCAUUGACAACAGGUGAUAUUUUGAGAAUAAAGUUUUGAAUUUACAAGAAAAAAAAAAGGUGAGUUGAUGUUCCAGGCAUGCCUGAGACAGCUAUGGAAAGGGCGGAGCUAUAUAUGUGACCUUUGGCAUCGGGCGUGUGGAUGUGGGGGCGGGGUCAGGAAGGGCUCCACACGCUAACCUGUUUGUGUUUUGCUGACAGUGUCAAGGCCGCACGUGUGUAGAGGGGCGUGGUCACAUGGGCGCAGGUGGGCGUACGCGCGUGCGUCCUGACGCGUACGGAAGCCACGCGAGACGCGCACGUGCUGGUGCCGCCGGAGGAGAGGAAAUGCCGGAAGCCGUGAUUGUUUCAGACGGUUCUGUCACACAAACAUUUCCGUUCGUGUUUGUAUUCUUCAUUAGCUUAGCCGUCACGCUGUCACUUGUCAAAGUUGUUCCAGUUGGGUGCCGUUACCACCGUCAUAAGCCCACCACACCGCGGAGUCUCUGUAAAAACUCAUCAAGACGGAGGACCCCUUACAACAAGUCAUCAAAAAGGCAUUAAAGGAGCACAAAUCACCGCACACAAGGCGCCAACGUGGGUAUGACGCCGGGGGAGCCACGUCCGCCAUGAAGGCAAAGACCUGCAAAUGGCUCCUUGACCCACUUUUGGGUCCCAACCCGGCAGUUGAGAACCACCACGGGUCAUCUGACAUCAUCAUGCAUUCCACGGAAGACGAGAAAUGCUGCUGAAGAAGUUCUUGGUCUGACCGCACCUCCGAAACGAGAUGAACAGUCUGCAUCCCAGCCUGUUUGGGCUUCAGCAGGAUGCGUUUGGUGUUGGCGACUCCGGGAGUCAAGGCGCCUAAAAC